AUGUUAGUUGAUGAGCGAGACCGACAUCUAUUGACGAUCAAUACUCACAAGGGUUUGUUCCGUUACAAGAGAAUGAACUACGGUAUAGCCUUAGCUCCGGCAGUGUGGCAGAGAGCCAUUGAACAAGUUUUAUCAGGCAUCGCGGGGGUACACGUAUUUUUAGACGAUAUUACCGUAACGGGGAGAAAUGAUCAAGAGCAUUUUGAAAGGUUAGAAUUAGUAUUACAGAGACUAGAAGAAUAUGGUCUCAGAGUAAAUAAGCGGAAAAAAUGUGAAAAAGCUUUCAAGGCAUUGAAACAAGAAAUUGCUUCAGACCGAAUUUUAUGCCAUUAUGAUCCUAAGUUACCUCUUGUAUUACAAACGGAUGCAUCACCAGUUGGAAUAGGAGCAGUUUUAAGUCACAUUAUGCCAGAUGGUUCGGAAAAACCAGCCAUGUUUGCAUCAAGGUCAUUGACUAAAACGGAACGUAAUUAUUCACAGAUAGACAAGGAAGCAUUGAGUAUCGUAUGGGGAGUAAAGAGAUUUUAUCAAUAUUUAUUUGGUCGACAUUUUGAUCUCGUAACCGAUCAUAAACCCCUAGUAUCAAUUUUCGCACCUAAUCGUAGUUUACCAUGUCUAUCAGCAACACGAAUGGUUCAUUAUGCACUUUUUCUCCAAGCAUUCAGUUAUACAAUCAAGUAUCGAAAUACAAAGAAUCAUGGCAAUGCCGAUGCACUUUCACGGUUACCACUAACAGUUGACAAGGACUGUGAGUACUUGACUGAAGCAGACGUGACAAAUAUUUCGCAAGUUGAAUUAAUGCCUGUUACAGCAACCGACAUAGCUAGAGCUACUAAAACUGAUAGGAAAUUGUUCGAACUGUAUGAAAGUUUAAAAUCUGGAACUGAAUUACCUGUGCCUUGGAAAGGUAGAGAAUCUGAAUUUUCGUUGCAAAAUGGUUGCAUAAUGUAUGGUCAUAGAGUAUGCAUUCCUGAAAAGUACCAGAAUCAAGUUUUGGAAGAACUUCAUGUUGGACAUCCUGGAAUUGUCAAAAUGAAGGCCAUAGCUAGAAGCUACUGCUAUUGGCAAGGUAUUGAUGCCAGUAUAGCCAAUUUUGUUCAGAACUGUUCAGCUUGUAUCGCAACGAGGAACGAACCAGCAAGGAUAAAUCGACAUCCGUGGGAAUGGCCAAAUGGACCUUAG
Messenger RNA from Argiope bruennichi, 1182 nucleotides. RefSeq lists its product as uncharacterized. The record is from RefSeq and is a predicted model, not a curated record. The transcript is spliced from 2 exons. NCBI's taxonomy places the organism in Eukaryota, Metazoa, Arthropoda, Arachnida, Araneae, Araneidae. The coding region runs from base 1 to 1182 and encodes 393 amino acids.